AUGAAGGCCUCGAGUAUCACGGACGGUUCGAUGAAAAAGAUUCAGUUACUUGCAAUGGGAGGAUUAGAGUUGCAGAACGUUUUUGACGGUAUUCCGGGAGCCGACAUGGAAUCAGAGGAGAGCGCCGAUCCAUUUGCAGCGGCAAAAGCGAAACUGGAUAAUCAUUUUUCCCCAAAGCAACACGAGAGCUUUGAAAGGUAUUUGUUUUGGAUGAUGUCACCUGAGACGGAGGAACCAAUUGAAAAAUUUGUAGAACGAGUCCAGCAAAAGGCAGAAAAAUGUACCUUCGGGAAAAGCGUGCUGGAAAGUCGGCAAAUUGCGGUGGUAGAUAAGAUCAUACAGUUUGCGCCAGGGGACCUACGAGAAAAACUUCUAGAGAAGGAAAAUUUGACGUUGGAUGAGUCUUCCCGCAAUACGAAUGUUUUCAAAAAGCCGAGGAGCGUGAUGCACAUUGAAACUCCAGAGGACAACAAUGAAGGAUCAGAUGAAGAAGAGUUGCCAGUAUACAACGUUGGCGAUACCAACGACGAACUCAUUCAAUGCAGAGUUGGAGGAGUAAACAUAGAAAUGUUGAUUGACUCGGGUUCGAAAUUCAAUUUAAUUGACGACACGACCUGGCAAACAAUGAAUAUGCGAAACGUUAAAGCAAAAAAUCUACGAACGGAUACGAGUAAGAAAUUUCUUGCAUACGGAAAAGUACCUUUGAAAGUAGUUGUCGUCUUUGAUGCAGAAAUUGAAAUAUUGGGAACCGAUAGAAAACUGGCAGAAGAUACUACUUUCUAUGUUAUAGAGAAAGGGCAACAACCGCUUCUCGGCAAAAUAUCAGCUCGUCAGCUGGGAGUUCUGCGAAUCGGUUUGGGAUCCACAGAAGUGAAUCGUGUGGAUGUAGCGAAACAUCAUUUCCCCUAUAUUCGAGACGUCGAGCUCACAUUGCCGAUUGAUCGAAGUGUGCCACCAGUGAUUCAACCGCUCCGUAGGUGUCCUGUACCGCUAUUAGAUAAAGUAAAGGCCAAAUUGGACGACCUUCUCGCUCAAGACAUCAUAGAAAGGGUAGGGAAACCGACGUCUUGGGUUUCACCCCUAGUACCUAUUUUAAAGGACAACGGAGAUUUGAGGAUGUGCAUUGAUAUGCGUAGGGCCAAUCAAGCGAUACAACGGUUAAACCAUCCACUCCCUGUGUUCGAAGAAAUUUUACCCCGAAUUCGCAACGCUCGAUUCUAUUCCCUAUUGGAUAUGAAGGAAUCAUACUACCACGUUAUGUUGUCCGAAGGAUGCAGGGAUGUUACUACUUUUAUUACCAACUGGGGAUUAUAUCGAUUUAAAAGUCUCUUUUUCGGCGUUAAUUGUGCUCCUGAGCUCUUCCAAAGCUUAAUGGAGAGUCUACUGGCGGCUUGCCCCAAUCUGAUCGGUUUCAUCGACGAUUUCCUAGUGUUCGGUGAUACGGAGGAGGCUCAUGACAAUGCGUUGAGGACAGUCGUUCGUAGGUUCGAGGAACUCGGAGUUCAACUGAACCACCAAAAAUGCAAGUUCAAACAGCUAGAAGUUGUUUUCUUAGGGCACAGACUUUCAGAGAAAGGAGUUCUUCCGUCAGACGAUAAGAUCCGGUCUAUUUUGAAUUGUCGGUCUCCGAAGUCGAAAGAAGAGCUACGAAGCUUCCUUGGCUUAGUAACUUUUGUGUCACGCUUCAUCCCUGAUUUAGCGACGGCUAAUCAUCCAUUACGCGAACUUGUCAAACAAUCCACAAAUUAUGUUUGGGACCGGCAACAUGAAGAUGCUUUUAAUUUAAUAAAACAACAAAUUGGAUGCCUAGAGCACCUAGGUUACUAUGAUCCAACAGAUCGAACCUUAGUAGUAACCGACGCAUCCGGCGUUGGUCUGGGAGCGGUCCUCAUUCAAUUUAAGACGAAUAAUCCAAGAGUUAUUAGCUUUGCCUCCAAAAGCCUUUCAGAAACGGAGAUGAAAUACCCUCCGAUUGAAAAGGAAGCGCUCGCCAUUGUGUGGGCCGUUGAACGAUUUAGAAUCUAUUUGAUUGGCAUCACGUUCGAACUUGAAACUGAUCAUCGACCGCUCGAGACAGUGUUUACUAAAACCUCCAGACCGACUCUUAGGAUUGAGCGAUGGCUUCUACGACUUCAAGCUUUUUCGUUCAACGUAGUUUAUCGAAAAGGAUCGGCAAAUUUAGCUGAUUGUCUAUCCAGGCUGGCUUCUCACGUGGAUGACCCUUCCUGGAAUGAAGAGUCAGAGGUUUACAUACGCAGAGUUGCAGUAGAAACGUUGGCUUUGUUAAAUGGUGAUGGUGCAGAAGAGUUCGAUAAAAACACAGAGAUUGAAAUAAAAGCUAUCCAAGAAGCCGCGGCCAUCGACAUUUCAGAAGUUGUGCAGGAAACUAAAUGCGAUGAGGAACUAGGUACAAACGAAUUAAGUUACAUGAACGGAUUGGUUAUGCGAGGUUCAAAAUUAGUUAUACCACUAGCUCUCCGAGACCGGAUGUGCCAAAUAGCACAUGAGGGUCACCCUGGCCAAUCUGCCAUGAAAAGUCGUUUGCGAGAUAAAUGCUGGUGGCCAAACAUGGAUAAAGAAAUUAUAAAACUUUGUGAAGCAUGCGAAGGUUGCCGUUUAGUACAUUCUGCAAACCCACCGGAGCCGAUGAGCCGACGAUCUAUGCCAGAAAAGCCGUGGAUUGAUUUAGCCAUUGACUUUCUCGGCCCAUUACCAAGCGGGGAAUAUAUUCUCGUUGUGAUUGAUUAUUUCAGUAGAUAUAUGGAACUUGAAAUAAUGACCAGGAUUACAGCUCAAGAAACAAUUCAAAGAUUGAAGAGGAUUUUCAGGACUUGGGGUUAUCCGAGGACAAUUACUUUGGAUAAUGGAAAACAAUUCGUCUCGAAGGAAUUUGAAACAUUUUGUGAAAAGCUUGGAAUCCAUCUGAAUCACAGUUCACCUUACUGGCCACAGGCGAAUGGUGAAGUAGAACGCCAAAACAGAUCCUUAUUGAAGCGACUAAAGAUAUCCAACGCACUAUAUGGCAAUUGGAAGGUGGAACUUGACGAUUAUUUGAUUUUAUAUAACAAUUCACCUCACAGCGUGACUGGUAGGGCACCGAGUGAACUUCUUCAGAGUAGGAAACUUAGAUAUAAACUACCACAAAUGGAUGACCUCAGCUCAAUGCCACCAAGUGCUGACUUCCGUGAUCGAGACACUCAAAAAAAAUUUGAAGGAAAAAUUCGAGAGGAUGCUAGGCGUGGGGCGAAACGUCAUGAAAUAAAGAUCGGAGACACUGUUCUGAUGAAGAACCUGCAUCCAAAGGAUAAACUCUCCACUAAUUUCCUUAAAGAGAAAUUCUCUGUGGUAGACAAGAAAGGUUCAAACAUCACAGUACAAUCGGAAGACAAUGAGAAGCGUUACGAACGUAAUACGUCUCAUCUGCACAAAAUUUCAGAGCCACUAAGUAAUGAUGCAGUACAAAUGUGGCCCGAAGAUUACGGAACGGAUGCAAUGACUCCAAAACCACUUCAGGUACAAAAUCAACUACACCAUAACAGUCCAUUGAUCGCCACGCAACCGAUAGAUACGGAGUCGGAAAUGAUCUCAUCUGGAGAUAGCCACUUUGAAGCACCCAUCCGAAGAUCAGGUCGAGUACCGAAACCAAAAUGUUGCUACAGUCCUUGA
Molecule: messenger RNA, 3666 nt
Organism: Topomyia yanbarensis
Lineage: Eukaryota; Metazoa; Arthropoda; Insecta; Diptera; Culicidae
Exons: 5
Coding region: 1-3666 (1221 amino acids)
Biological process (GO): DNA integration
Molecular function (GO): nucleic acid binding
Source: RefSeq, a predicted model, not a curated record